AUACACAUUGGUGUUAAACUAUUUCUACAUCUAUCUAAUCUUGGUUAAGUUUAUAUGGGUAAAAUAAGGUUGGGUCUAAGCUAUAUUACCAGGGUUCCAGUAAGAGCCAUAUGCUGUUUGCUGUUUUAAAAUAUAAGCCAAACUAUGCAUUGAACUGUGACUUUUUAAUCCUUGUUCGGUGUAUCAUGUUAACUUGCAUAAACAUAAAACAGAGAGUGAUGGUUUUGUUCUCUGAUUUUAUGGAAUAUGUGGAAAUGCAUCAUAUAGCCUGAUCCCACCAUAGAGAAAAUAGUUAGUAGAGCUAUGUACUUUCUUCAUUCUGAAACAGUGAAGGACAAAGGGAUGUCAGUUUCUACACUUAUUUGUCUUAUUAUAUUGAAUGUGUAAAUGAAUGUCUAAGAAGAGCCCUAAUGUUAUGCCCUAUAUAACUUCCUAAUGGUUUCCCCCACUCUUUCUCUCUCUUUUUCUUUAAUACAGAAUUGCCUGAGGAUGGUAAGACACACAAAUCCUUUAGCAUGUAUUGUCAAUGACAUAUACAUGAAAAAAAAAACAAAUUAAAAAAUUCAUGCAAAAGGAAAUUUUGUAAGUGUCUUUCAUAUCCCAGUGCAGAUCUUAAAAGUGUAGUUCACACAACAAAUUAAAUUCUGUCCUUUUUUCCUCACCCUCCUAAAAAAAAAAAAAAAAAAAAAACUUCCACAAAAGAAAGAGAGUCAUAAAGUUUGGAAAGACAGGAUGGUAAACAAAUGAUGACAGAAUUUUUACUUUUGGGUGAACUAUCGGUUUAAGGAUCUGGGAAGGUUGAAAGGUGAGAGUCAAUAAUCAAUAGUUGUUUUGUUUUUGUUUUGUAAUUAUGGGUAUAGGUUUGCUAGAUGGUGCUAAAUGUUUUAGGGAAGAUUUACCCCAGGCUGCUAACACAUCAAUAUGAACAAACAUGUCCCAGGAGAAGAGCCUCAGAUGUCUGAAAUAAGUGGCCUGUUUGUGGAGAAACCUCAGAGUGCCACUGUCAAUAAAGGGAAAAAUGUCACAUUUGUGGCAAAGGUGGACUCCUCUCAGUUGCUAAGGAAGCCAGCAAUGAAGUGGCUGAAGGGGAAAUGGCUGGAUCUUGGCAGCAAGGCUGGAAAACACAUACAGUUCAAAGAAACCUACGAUAGGAACACUAAAAUAUACACCUAUGAGAUGACCAUUGUUAAGGCUGUGGAUGGGGAUGCUGGAGGUUAUCGUUGUGAGGUCACAUCUAAAGACAAGUGUGACAGCUGCACAUUCGAAAUCACCGUUGAAGCUGCUGAAGAGACGACACAAACAAACAUUUUGGAGGCAUUCAAACGAUCGGGAGACGCAGGAGAGGAUGCAGGUGAUCUGGACUUCAGUGGUUUACUCAAAAAAAGAGAGAAGAAGCAAAAGGAGGAGCCUGAGAUAGAUGUGGAUGUCUGGGAGAUCCUGAAAAAUGCCAAACCAUGUGACUUUGAGAAGAUCGCCUUUGAAUACGGCAUCACUGAUCUCAGAGGCAUGCUCAAAAGACUUAAGAAGAUGAGGAAGGUGGAGCCCAAAAAGAGUGAUGCUUUCCUAAAGAAGAUGGAGCCUGCUUACUCUGUGGAAAAAGGAAAGAAAAUAGUGCUUAGUGUUGAUCUCUCUGACCCCAACGCUCAAGUCAAAUGGCUGAAAAAUGGACAGGAGAUCAAACCUUCAGCCAAAUAUGUCUUUGAGAGUGUGGGUAGUAUCCGCAAGCUCACUAUUAACAAGUGCACCCUUGCUGAUGAUGCAGCAUAUGAAUGUGUCGUUGGAGAGGAGAAGAGUUUCACUGAGGUCUUUGUUCAAGAACCCCCUGUCACCAUCACUAAGAUGUUGGAUGACAUCCAUGUAGUGGUUGGGGAGAAGGUAGAGUUUGAGGUUGAAGUGUCCGAAGAAUCAGCUAAUGUGAAAUGGAUGAAGGAUGGAGUGGAACUGAGCCGAGAUGGAAAGUAUCGCUUUAAGAAAGAUGGGACAAAGCACUGGCUCAUCAUCAAUGAGGCAACCACAGAAGACAUAGGAACAUACCAUGUGUUCACUAGCGGAGGGGAGUCCAAGGGAGAGCUGGAUGUGGAAGAGAAGGAACUGGAGGUAUUGCAGAGUAUAGCUGAUCUGACAGUGAAGGCAGCAGACCAGGCUGUCUUCAAGUGUGAAGUGUCUGAUGAGAAAGUGACUGGAAAGUGGUACAAGGAUGGGGUGGAGGUCAUUCCCAGUGACCGCAUCAAAAUGACACACAUCGGCAGGACUCACAAGCUGUUGAUAGAUGAGGUGAAGCCUGAGGAUGCAGGAGAUUACACCUUCGUACCAGAUGGAUAUGCUCUUUCCCUUUCAGCCAAACUCAACUUUUUGGAGAUCAAGAUUGAUUAUGUUCCUCGUCAAGAACCACCCAAAAUCCACCUGGACACUACUGGCAGCAUGGCCAACAAAAACACCAUUAUCGUCGUAGCAGGAAACAAGCUCCGGUUUGAUGUUGACAUUUCAGGGGAGCCCCCUCCCACUGUCUGCUGGAAAAAAGGAGAUACUGAGAUCUCUGAGGCUGAAGGCCGUGUGCGAGUGGAGACCAGGAAGAACCUAAGCUGCUUUGUGAUUGAAGGGGCAGAGAGAUCCGAUGAAGGCCUUUAUCAUAUCACUGUAAUCAACCCAGCAGGAGAGGACAAGGCUGAUAUCAUGGUUAAGAUAGUUGAUGUGCCUGAUCCACCUGAGAAUGUGAAAUGCACUGGAGUGGGUGAGGACACUGCUGAUAUCAAGUGGGAUCCACCCAAAUUUGAUGGUGGAGUUCCAGUGAAAGGUUACCUAAUGGAGAGGAAGAAAAAGGGCUCUUCCAGAUGGACAAAGCUGAACUUUGACAUUCACGAGUCCACAACAUAUGAGGCUAAGAAGAUGAUUGAGGGUGUGCUAUAUGAGAUGAGGGUGUUUGCGGUUAAUGGCAUUGGGAUCUCCCAGCCCAGCGCCAAUUCCAAACCUUUCAUGCCCAUUGCUCCAACUAGUGAACCAACACGACUGUUGGUGGAUGACGUUACUGAUAGUACCUGUGCUUUAAAGUGGCUUCCCCCUGAGAGGAUUGGAGCUGGUGGCAUUGACGGGUACAUCAUUGAAUAUUGCAUUGAGGGAGCCACUGAGUGGGUGCAGGCAAAUGAGACUCCUGUUGAGAAGAAUAGUUACAGGGUCAGAGGGCUGCCUGUUGGAGAGAAGAUGCUGUUCAGGGUGACAGCUGUGAACAUCGCUGGCCGUAGCCCUCCAGCUGUGUUGGCGCAAGCUGUCACCAUUCAGGAGAUUGUUGAGCGUCCUAAAAUCCGCCUCCCUCGGCAGCUUAGGACUAAGUACAUCAAACAAGUGGGUGAGAAGGUCAACCUUGUCAUUCCCUUCCAGGGCAAACCACGUCCAACCGUGACCUGGUUCAAGGAUGGCGGACCUCUUGACACAGGGCUGGUGAAUAUCCGCACAAGUGGUGUCGACACCAUCCUGUUUAUCAGGCAGGCGGUCAGAGAGCACUCCGGCCAGUACACCCUCUCCGUGCAGAUUGAGAACAUGGAGGAGAAAGCCACCAUUGAAAUCCAGAUUGUUGACAAGCCUGGGCCACCGAUGGCUGUCACUGUAACGGAUGUUUGGGGUUUCAAUGCUGCUUUGGAAUGGAAGCCUCCAAAAGACAAUGGCAAUGCGGAGAUCACUGGCUAUACCAUUCAAAAGGCUGACAUGAAAACCAAGGAGUGGUUCACGGUUAUUGAACACAAUCGUAGACCUAGUUGCACCGUGUCUGAUCUGGUGAUGGGGAAUGAGUACUCCUUCCGUGUGUUCAGUGAGAACAUCUGUGGCAUGAGCGAUGAUGCCGGCGUCAGCAAAAACACAGCUGUCAUCUGCAAAACAGGUCUUACUAAUAAAGCACAACCCUACAAGGAAAAAGAUAUGGCCAGCUCUCCUAAAUUCAUCACACCUCUUGUGGACAGGUCUGUCGUCGCAGGUUACAGCGCUGCCAUCAGCUGUGCUGUCCGUGGGUACCCGAAACCAAAGAUUAUAUGGAUGAAAAAUAGGAUGAUUAUUGGAGAGGAUCCAAAGUUUCUCAUGCAGAAUAAUCAGGGUGUGCUGACUUUAAACAUCCGUAAACCCAGCUCGUUUGAUGGAGGGAAGUAUACAUGUAGAGCUAUCAAUGACCUAGGAACAGAUGAAGUGGAGUGCAAACUGGAAGUUCGAGCUGUAACAGAAAAUGUGGGGGUGAAGAAGUGAACGCACAAGCAUGAAGAUACCCUAAAGAUGACUGCAAAAGAGGGAUAUGGACACCAUGAGAGUGUCAAAAAGCAAUACAAAUUUGAAUUAAAAUUAGAACAAAAUUGUGACAAUGCUGUCCUUUCUCUGCCUUUUUAAUUUUGACUAACAAAAAGUACUGUGAUGGUACUCGGAUAUCCCUUACUCAUUUCCUUGGUAUUUACAUGGCACUUAAAAGAAACACCAAACAACUCCCUGUACUGUUUUGUGUUAGUGUAAUCAGACUAAUAUGUGUGAUAAACUAGUUUUUUUCCCCUUGCCCGAGUAUGCUUUUUCUCUAUGUCAAGUUAAAUUGCUUGAAAUAAAAGUACAUGAAAACAA
Messenger RNA from Pimephales promelas (fathead minnow), 4587 nucleotides. The record is from RefSeq and is a predicted model, not a curated record. NCBI's taxonomy places the organism in Eukaryota, Metazoa, Chordata, Actinopteri, Cypriniformes, Leuciscidae.